Didymodactylos carnosus is the source of this 1001-nucleotide messenger RNA. The record is from the annotation of a GenBank genome assembly. Lineage: Eukaryota; Metazoa; Rotifera; Eurotatoria; Philodinida; Philodinidae.
UAGAUAUGUAGAUAACUGAGAAGCAUUUACAGAUUUUAGACAAUAAUCAUUUUACUGGAGCGACAGGAGGAAUUUGAAGCAAUAACCUUCGAAAAAGUUCAAAUAAACUUAAUUAUAUAUUUAUAUACAAGUACUAGCAUCAAAAUUUAAAGCAUUCGUGCAUACCAAUGCCAAUAGAUGUGCUGCACUAAUGCUGUACACACAGCUAAUCACGGAAAAUAUUGAAACAUUAGUGUAGCAUUUCUUGUAUAAUAUUAGUGCACAGUUCUGUAAUCGAAAAGAAAAUUUCUGCAUAAAUAUCCGGAAUGAAAAUUUUCUUCUACGUUAAUCUUAUAUAAGGCUUCUCCACGUAAAACUCACCUUUUACUUAAGUACUUAACUUUUUGUGAUAAUCAUAGCUCUUCAGCCGAAAAACGCAAAGAGUUGGGGAACGUCCUAUUUUGUAGCUUAAAAAUUUUUUAUUUUAAAUAGUGAUCAAGCAAAGUCUAGCAGUUGACUAGUUUGAGUGACACAAUGUUUUUGGUAUACGUCACCUUCGUACAAAAGGGUCUUAUUGGUGGGAAUGAUAGGCACGUGUUUAGAUUAGAGCUAGGCUUUGCUUAGUUAUGUUUAAGCUACAAAAGAGGACGCCCUGGUUUACGCUUUUUGGGUCCUAGUCUGAGACGGGUCGUAUAUGCUGUUUAUAUUUACGUUAUAGUCUAACAACACCACCAUGCUCUGAAAAUGUUAUCUGGAUAAUAUUUCGUGGUGAAAUGGAAUUUUCUGAUGAUGAAUUACAAUUGUUACAUAAUAAUGUAUUUUUUGAAGACUUUCGUGAACCGCAACCACUGAAUAAUCGAAUAGUGUUAAGAAGUUAUUCAAAAGAAGAUAAUUCAACAUUAACAUAUCAAUCCUAUCAUUGCAAUGCGCAACAACCAGUACAAUCAUCAACAUCGUUCAUUUAUUCUGCUGCUUGUUGGAAAUAUUUUGCUUUAUUUAUUAUUUCUUACAUUAUUUUCUGA